AUGCCGUCCCCCCGCUCAACGACCGCUGCCGUGGGGCUGCUCGUCGCCGCUGCCCUCGCUCCCCUCGCGUCGGCCUGGAACAUGGAUGUCCACCAGCAGAUCGGCUUCUUGGCCGAGCAGUUCCUGACCAAACGCACGAGCUCCGUGCUUGCGCAGAUCCUGGAGCCGGAAUACAACGGGUCCAUUGGCAAUGCGGCCGCGUGGGCGGACGAAUACGCGCACACUAAAGAGGGCGCCUUCUCAUACCAAUGGCACUGGAUCGACUCGGCUGACAAUCCCCCAUCCUACUGCAACGUCUACUACCACCGCGACUGCAGCCCCGGCGGCUGCGUCGUCUCCGCCAUCGCCAACCAAACCUCCAUCCUCCGCUCCUGCCUCUCCUCCUUCACCAUCUCCUCACCACCAACCACCCCCACCACAACAACGAACCUCACCUGCUCCCACGCCCUCAAAUGGCUCACCCACUUCAUCGGCGACAUCGCCCAGCCCCUCCACGCCUCUGGCGUCGCCGCCGGCGGCAACGGCAUCCGCGUCGUCUACGCGAGGCAAAACGUGACGCUGCACAGCGUCUGGGACGGCCACAUCCUCUACUCGGCCGCAAACACGACAUCCCCGUUCCCCAACGCCACCGGCUUGGCCCCCUUUUUCGCCGACCGCCUGCUGCCGCGCAUCCUCGCCGACGCUUUUCCCGACGCCCCGAGGGCGGGGUGGCUGGCGACGGAGUGCGCGGAUGCGCCGGCGGCGUGCGCGCUCGCGUGGGCGCGCGACAGCAAUGCGUGGACGUGCGAUUACGUCUUUGCGCGGGACAUGGGGGCCACGGCGGCGGUGGACUUGGCGACGAGCGGGUAUGCGGAGGGCGCGUUUCCGAUCGUCGAGCUGCAGGUGAGCAAGGCGGCGGUGAGGCUGGCGGCGUGGCUGAAUGCGUUGGUGGACGGGGUGUACGGUGACGAGAGGGCGAUUGUCGUGCAGACGGCGCGGAGCUAG
Diplodia corticola is the source of this 984-nucleotide messenger RNA. RefSeq names its product nuclease pa3. The coding region runs from base 1 to 984 and encodes 327 amino acids. The transcript has 2 exons. Lineage: Eukaryota; Fungi; Ascomycota; Dothideomycetes; Botryosphaeriales; Botryosphaeriaceae. Gene Ontology annotation, molecular function: nucleic acid binding; endonuclease activity. The record is from RefSeq and is a predicted model, not a curated record. Gene Ontology annotation, biological process: DNA catabolic process.